AUGAAGUCUUGCUGGUGCUACCUCCUCGCGCUCGUCGCCGCGGCCAACGCCUUCACGGCGAGCCGGUCGGCGCUGCCCGCGCGCGCGUGCCGCGCCGCGGCGCCGGCGCUGUCCAUGCGCUACGGCAAGAAGCAGGUGAAGAUCCGGCAGAAGAUCAACCGCAUGAUCCUCGACGCCAACACCAUCGAGGACGUCGCGGCCGUGCUCCAGCACCCCUUCCUCGCGGCGUCGUCGCGGCGCAUGAUGAAACACCUCGUGCUCAAGGCGCGGCGCAAGGCCAUGCUCAUGGGCUACCAGAUCGGGUACCUCGACGACGACGAGGAGGACCUGCUCGACGAGAUGGUCGAGUUCGAC
Aureococcus anophagefferens is the source of this 354-nucleotide messenger RNA. RefSeq lists its product as hypothetical. Lineage: Eukaryota; Pelagophyceae; Pelagomonadales; Pelagomonadaceae. The annotation marks the transcript as partial. The record is from RefSeq and is a predicted model, not a curated record. The transcript has a single exon.